Molecule: messenger RNA, 1491 nt
Organism: Haliotis rubra (blacklip abalone)
Lineage: Eukaryota; Metazoa; Mollusca; Gastropoda; Lepetellida; Haliotidae
Exons: 3
Coding region: 62-805 (247 amino acids)
Source: RefSeq, a predicted model, not a curated record
CGUCCAUGCCCACCAGCAGAAACUGAGGGAGAACGAUGAUGGUCCUGCCACAAAAGAUACUAUGAUAUUCAGCAUUACCCCAGAGCCAGAUUCUGAUCGUGAUGCUAUUCUCUCAGUUUCUCCAGGGUUGUUCCAACAUGAAUACUUAAUCAAGUGCGUAUACAUGGAGUUUGACAAAGGGACCGUAUACGAGGAUAAUCAUGUCACACAAGAUGGGAAACUGGUGAAUGAUCCUCCGUACCUGCCAUCACCAAGUGCAAGCUGGAGAUUCAAAAACUACAAAGGAGCUUUGUCUACUCGUCCUCUAGAUGGCACAGGGAUGUCCUACCUGGAGUUCUGGACCGACAUUGAAAUCAAGCAGGUCCAUGAGGGAAGAAGCCUUAUCUUUGAAGCAGCUGUUGCAGAUAGGGACGUCAUAGAUCUGCACCACAAGGCCGAGGACCAGACCCAUGCUUGGGGAGUCUCACUGUCUAAAUGCCCAGAACAUGACGGUCUGUGCCGCAGAACCUGGGGAGCCGGACAGAAGCUGUCACACCACCCACACACGCUGCCCAACCAGCAAGACUCCAAGGCUCGACUCCGGUUCGGGUUCCUCAUCAUGCAGAAGCAGAAGAGGCUGGUGGUGAUCGAUUGUAACGAGGAGAAAGUUCUACUCACAGCUGAUAACAUCAAGAUCUCUCGCCCUCUCUGGCCAGUGUUUGGGGUCUACAACACUGACUUGUCCCAUGUGGAAACAUCGUUUGUGAGCGGCACAAAUCUGAAGAUGGACAGGAACAUCGCCUGGCUCAUUCUCCAGAAUAUGUAGAUAGUGGUAGUCCGUGGAUUUGGACUGUUUGUUGAUUUUGCAUUUUCCGACACAUUUCUGUAACAUUUGCCAUACCAUAGGUUUGUUGGUUGCCAUUUGGUUAUUCACACCUUAAGUAAAGUCUGUAGGUUUAGUAAGUACGUAACAUAGAUAUCAGUCUGUAAACCACGAUUUUGUUGUAAUAUCGAUACAAGUAUUGAUUUAGAUAGGGAUUUAUUUCUGAUAUGCCUCUAAAUAUCGUCACAGGAUUGUUUGACAAAUUUAAUCUAGUCUUUUUCGUUGUCAUUUCGAUAUAUUGCAUAAGCCACAACAAAUCAAGUUGAAUUCAAGAUGUAAUAUAACACAGAACCUUUUUGUGCUGUAAGUCACAUCUUGGUAUGGACAAAUACAUUCUCUUCUUAAGGACGCGUUUGCGGAUAUGAUGGCUGUACUACAACUUCAUGGAUCAGUGAUAGCAGCUGCACAAAAAUACAAUGUUUGGAAAGAUAUGAAGCUUAAAUGCAAUUGUCAGAAGCCGUGUAGGAAAAUUCAAUUUUUAUCAUGUCUCGAAGAAGUUGUAGUUGUUCCUGGCGCACUGCUUUUGAGAGCUAUUGGGUGUGACGAUAUUUAUAGUCUGGCCACUGCGGUAGGUCAAUUUCAACCAUGAACUUCUGUGAUAUUGUUUGUGCUUUACGGUGAAUAAAGGG